Molecule: messenger RNA, 2019 nt
Organism: Lichtheimia ornata
Lineage: Eukaryota; Fungi; Mucoromycota; Mucoromycetes; Mucorales; Lichtheimiaceae
Exons: 3
Coding region: 1-2019 (672 amino acids)
Biological process (GO): intracellular signal transduction
Source: RefSeq, a predicted model, not a curated record
AUGCCAAACAGCAAUACAUCGCCGUCGACGUAUACGACCAUGAUGCGCGUCACCUCGAGUGGCCGACCGUAUGCCAAAGACAUGUUUGACCUAUGGUCAGCCUUUUUAAUUCAGAUUCCUCUUACCGAUCAUCGCUCCUUCUUCCGCACUUAUCCUUCUACUUUCACCACUGAAGAAGCCGUCAAAGUCCUUGGCGAUCUCAAGUUCACUCACGUCGUUCGUACAGUUGAUCCCAACGAUCCAACUCGUCAUGUCGCAACACGCACUACAACCACAUUCAGCAUGUCACCCAACAUGGCAAAGACCUUGGGCACCUACAUUGUCAAUGCUCGUUUGUGCGAGGAUGCUGUCAACCCACAGAACCGUACCAUGAAGGAUAAGGGUAUAUGGCGUCCCACUCCCAAGGGCAAGUUUCUAGCACAAGAAUUCGCUCAACGUGCCUAUGUAUCCAUGAGCCAUAUGCAUGAUCCCUUGUCGCGUAUUGGCAACUUCAAGAUAUUCUCAUUGGAAAGGUUACGUGUGGAUGAUCGCCUUUCUUUUAGUCGUGUCAACUUGACGAAUGCAUUCAAGACGAUGAUGGCAUGGUUACCGACCGAACGAUUGAUUGCAGAUGAUCAUGCGACAAAUGUCAAAAAGAGAAAUGCCAACGACUUUCAACACACCUUUUAUGGAUAUCAAUGCUUUGAAUGGCUAUGCGAAUAUACAACAACAGCAUCACCUGAAGAAGCACAAGCGAUUGCAGCAGAGUUCGUGUUAUAUGGAUGGAUUUGUGAGAUCACCGACAAACCCGAGUUGCCUUCGGAUGAUCCCGAUGCACCGCCUUCUUUCAGAAUGACACAAAGCACACUUUAUUAUGUUACUGAACGCGGCCAAAAGGUGCUAGAAUGGAAUACGGCUUCAAUGGAUGAAAAGGCUAGCUCUGUUGCUUCAAGCAGUGAUCAAUCUGUCAGUGACAAAUCGGAACUUGUGCAAAUGCAACAAUCACACGCAAAUCGCUUGCUGCCUACUGAAAAGCACGCCAAUCCAACAGGGGUCGUCAAGGCUACGAUUGCUGAACAGAAAGAAAAGGAGCAAAAGCAACAACAACAGCAAAAGCAACAACAACAGCAAAAGCAACAACAACAGCAAAAGCAACAACAACAACAACAACAGCUAUCUCAAUCCACAUCAUCAUCCACCCAAACACCAUCGUCGGGGAGUAGCACCGGUGAAAAUGGUAGUAACAGCAACAACAACAACGCACCCUUGGUACUCAAUGCUAAGGACCGCAAAUAUGAUUUCGGAUUUUCGACUGAUUCGGUAUCGGACGAAAGUGUGGGCAACAGCAGCGAUGUAAACAAUGACGACGACGAAUUGGAUGAGACCACACGCAAGUUGUUACGACUACGUGCUAAGGGCGGUGGUUCGGAUGAUGGCAGUAUCAGUGCUAGGAGCAGCAAUGACAAUGAGCAUCAAGAACAAGAGGAUUUAUUAUCAUUGGGAGCACACAAUCAACCGAAGGAUAUGCAAUGGAUUCGAUUACGACAACUCUUACAGAAUCGCUUGCUUCGAAUUCAUUUCCGUGAAUAUUUGAAGUCCACGUUUUGUGAAGAAAAUGUCAACUAUUGGUUGGAUUAUCAAGGAUUGCGAAAGAGGAAUCGAGAAGGUGGAAGCAACAAAGAAUUGGGGAUUGAAUGCUAUCGGAUCUAUGAUCGAUUUCUUGCAUCCACGGCUGAAGAAGAGGUCAACAUUGAUCAUGCUUUACACCAAGAAAUCAUCCAUCUUGUCAAGAACAAUUUCAAGGUGUCGGCUGGUCCGGCAACAACCGAUCUCCCUUUCUCCUCGGGUGCUGUGCAGCAGAUUGCAUCGGCGACCAAGAUACAUGUUGUGCACGAGGAGGUGACACUGGCGAAACUAUUGCAUUUGUAUGGCCGCGUCAAUGAUCAUGUUUGCCGCACCAUGGCCCAGGACUCGGUACCACGCUUUGCAAAGACUCAACGAUAUCGCGAAUUACUUGCUGAAGGCAAGAUCCAAGAGUAG